Messenger RNA from Salvelinus sp. IW2-2015, 2314 nucleotides. The record is from RefSeq and is a predicted model, not a curated record. Lineage: Eukaryota; Metazoa; Chordata; Actinopteri; Salmoniformes; Salmonidae.
AUGGCAAAGAGAAGAAAUCCAAAGCUAAAGGUGGGCAGAUAUGACAAAGAGUCUGACAAAAAAUCAAAGAAAGACACCAAGAAAAAGGAACCAGCUUCUCUCUUCUCUGUAAAUGGAGAUAAGGAUAAGUCAGACUCCAAGAGCAAGAAGAAAGCAGCCAAAUCAGAUAGUGAAGACAGCGAACCAGAAACCAAGUCCAGCAAGUCAAAAUCAAAGAAGAAGGAGAACGCCAACCCAGCAUCCAUGUUCUCAGCAGGGGGGGAAAAGGACAAGGACAAAGACAAGGACAAAGACAAGGACAAAGACAAGGACAAGAAGAAGAAGAAGAAAGCCAAAGCAUCAGACAGUGAUGAUUCUGACUCCGAGGCAGAAAAAGGAAAAAAGAAAAAGGGAAAAGGGAAGAAGAAAAAGGAGGAGAGGCCUCCGUCCCCGGACAUUGAGUUUGACAGCCUGGAGGAGUUUGUUCUGCAGCCAGCCCAGCAGGGGGUGACUGUCAAAUGCAAGGUGACCCGGGACCAGAGGGGCUUGGACAAAGGCCUAUACCCCACAUACUAUCUCCACCUGGACAAUGAAAAGAAGGUCUUUCUACUGGCUGGGAGAAAACGAAAGAAAAGCACAACCUCCAAUUACCUUAUCUCCAUAGACCCCACAGACUUGUCUCGGGGUGGAGAAAAUUUCAUUGGAAAGUUGAGGUCCAACUACUUGGGCACGAAGUUCACAGUGUUUGAUAAUGCACUGCACCCAGACAGAGCUCUACCAGACAUGUCCAACGCUCGCCAAGAAUUAGCAGCCAUUAUUUACGAAACAAAUGUCUUGGGAAUGAAGGGUCCCAGAAGGCUGACCGUUAUCAUCCCAGGGAUGGGCAAGGACAGUGAACGAGUACCCAUCCGACCUCGCAGUGACAACGAUGGUUUACUGAUGAAGUUCCAGAAUAGAAAGUUGGACAAUCUAAUCGAACUCCACAACAAGACCCCCACGUGGAAUGAGGAGACGGCGUCCCAUGUGCUGAACUUCAACGGCAGGGUCACACAAGCCUCCAUCAAGAACUUUCAGAUCGUCCACAGCAAGGAUUUGGACUAUAUUGUGAUGCAGUUUGGACGAGUAGCAGACGAUGCCUUCACUCUGGACUAUAGCUACCCCAUGUGUGCAGUGCAGGCCUUUGCCAUCGCUCUAUCAAGCUUCGAUGGCAAAAUAACCUGUGAAUAAGAGGGAACCAUUUAGGCUCUGGUGCCUCCUCAAGCUGCUGCAACUCGUUAUUGGCAUACAGAUGCCAACUACCAGAAAGAAGAAUCUCCUUCACCAUUUCUCAACAUCAGUGCAAGGUACAUAGAAGGACGGAUGUCCUAGAUGAGAUGGGGGUCCAAGUGCAUUUCAUAUCACAUGGACUGCCUCGGGAUUGUUUUGUAUGUUUGUGUCUCAUUGCAAUGAUAAUCAUGAGCUUUUCUGGGAACCAGAUUAUUUUUACCAAUUGGAGAUCCUUGAGUGCAGUGACGGACGAGAGGGGAUGCUGAUGCACCAUGCAAGUCUGAGCACUGGAGUUUUGGUGCUUUGGAAUUGGCAUUACACCAUUUCAGUGUAGGGGGAUGUGGACCAAUUGGGGGAUGAAAGUGACAUCGGAAGAGUGAAAGCCUAUUUUCCACCUAUGUCAAUGCUUUUAUAGCAUAGUACAUGUCCAAUAUUCAUUCAUUCUGUUGCGUUUAAUUUGGAAUACAAAUCCAGUAAUGUGUCGGUAAAAAAUGUAUCUAUUGGUAAAAAAAUGUAUAUAUUGGUAAAACAAAACUGUGUCUACGUGGACUUAUAGAAAAUGAAUUUMAAAAUAUGUCAAAGUAUAUUUAUUUAGGCCUACUUGUUCUUAUUAUUUUUAGGGUUAUGUAUGUUUCCAUGCAUUAUUUGUGGUAUUUCCAGAUUAUGAAAUUGACUUAAUUUUACAAAUUAGAGGUUUCAUUGUGAACAGUUAUGAGGCAAAGGUAUAAGGCACUAUGCUUGUACCAUGUGACUGUGGGCAGUCACAAGUGUUUCUCUAAUCAUCUCAUUUGCUGUUCUCAUUCCACUCAAGUGACAAUUUUGUUGUUGUUCUGAUACCUGCCUUUUUAAGUUAUAUGUUCUCUCUUAGGCUAGAUUCUGUCUUUGUAUGUAUCAUGUGGACAAGAGCCUUAUAUUGACAGAUAUUGACAAAUAUAAGGCACUGAUGUGGACCAUUGUUGUUUUGAUAAGGAUAGUUAAUAUAUGUUCCAAAGGUAAACAAUACAUUUCAGUCUCUUGUGAACUUCUCUUGAUAGAAAGGCUUGAAGAUAACAUGCUCAAUAAUGAAUUA